Messenger RNA from Diachasmimorpha longicaudata, 741 nucleotides. Its product is annotated as tetratricopeptide repeat protein 36. Lineage: Eukaryota; Metazoa; Arthropoda; Insecta; Hymenoptera; Braconidae. The transcript has 3 exons. Gene Ontology annotation, molecular function: protein binding. The record is from RefSeq and is a predicted model, not a curated record. The coding region runs from base 20 to 550 and encodes 176 amino acids. Gene Ontology annotation, biological process: cilium assembly.
AGUAUUCGGAAAAAUUGUCAUGCAACGACUCACUGAGCACGACGAGGCCGUGCUGGAUGCUAUAUUCGAUCCGCUCCAGCUGAUGUCCGACGCAAAUAGGAUCGGUUCUGAUGAGCUCGAAGGCGAUCUAACCGGUGGAGUAGACGAGAAAGUUUUAGAGCUGGUGAAAAGUGGUGUCGAAGCGGCGGAGGCGGGGAAAAUCGAUGAAGCGCUGAUGAUUUUUGAUGAGGCCAGGGAAAGGGCCCCCCGGAACGCCUCCAUCUUGAAUGACCGGGCGCAAGUUCUUCGACUCGCUGGUCGAACUAGCGAGGCAUUGGAAAAUUUGAACGAGGCAUUGACAAUGACCAACUCCCGGGGAAAAAUCGCUGGCAAGGCACUGUGUCAACGAGGUUUACUUCAUCGUCUCGGAGGUCGAGAGGACCAGGCUAAACAGGACUUCCAGGAAGCUGCCAAAAACGGCUCCACUUUCGCACGCACUCAACUGGUGCAGCUAAAUCCCUACGCUGCCAUGUGCAACGCGAUGCUCAGGGAAAUUAACUCAAAAUCCUGAAUUCAGGCUUUUUUCCAAUUAAGCACGUGGACAAUUUGAAAAAUGUAAUCAAAACCUGCGAAAUCGCAUAUCUUCAAUAAUAUCGUGUAUUCAUCAUAAUAUCAUCUCGCUAAUUCAUAAUCAUCAGUGGGCUUGUUCACAAUAAUGUAAAUAAAUAUUAUUUCUCAUAAUAAAUUCAUUUAAUGCACCUA